Messenger RNA from Rangifer tarandus platyrhynchus (Svalbard reindeer), 582 nucleotides. NCBI's taxonomy places the organism in Eukaryota, Metazoa, Chordata, Mammalia, Artiodactyla, Cervidae. The record is from the annotation of a GenBank genome assembly.
AUGAGGAACCCUAAAGCAGGGCCCUCGGGAGCCGCCGUGUCCGUGCCUGAGAAAGCUUGGGGCUUUAAGGUUCCUGUUAGAGUGUUAGAAAUCGAUGGUCUAGAUACCGAUGGCGGGACCUCGGCUUUUCAUGGAUACAGUGGUAGGCCAUGCCGGGUGUCCUGUUUCCGUAGUGUAGUGGUUAUCACGUUCGCCUCACACGCGAAAGGUCCCCGGUUCGAAACCGGGCGGAAACAGACAGCUUAUUUUCUUCCAACCCCGCUCCCCGCUCUUCCCCCCCUUACGCUCCCCCGUCGAGAGGUGCAUUCUGAUUGGCAAAACCAAAAGGUUCCAAAGGCUCGGGGUGAAGCAGACCACGCAGCUGUAGGAGGAGUUGGUGACCACCUGGAAGUCUACUCUGCACUAGGAAGCAGCCCUCCUUUCUCUGCUCCGAGUCCCUGUGAGUCCAGGCCCAGUUCAUCCCCGGGAGGGGCGGGGCGGGGAAGGACAAGACUGACUUCGAGUCACCUUUCCGUCCGGAAACCCCCUCGGCUCCCUGUCGGGCGCCUGGGUCUCUUCCACGUGUUCACAGAUUGUCUCUGA